GGCGCUGCAGGACGGUCCCCGUGGCCGGUACCUGUUCCCGUUCCUUGGUUCCUUGUGCUCCCUGCCCGCCACCAGCCUAGUCCAGCGGGAAGCCCAGUCCCUCCAUCCCGCCGGGAAGCGCCAGCGAGGCGGCGGGGUGCUGUGACCGCUGUCGCUGCCCGCCCAUAUCCCGCCAUCCUGCCAUCCUCCUGCCGGCCCGUGUGCCCGCCAGCCCCGGCCCCGCUCGGCGCCGCAGGGCGCGUCCUGCGGGAGAACGGGAUGCGGGCCCUGCGGUGUCCCUGUGCCACAGGCAGCCAGGGAAACGGGGAGGAGGAACGGAGCGCUGGGGUGCGGACUGGCGGCAGCUGAGACGGGAAACGUGGCUAGAGGUAGCGGCCUGAGGAGAAGCCGGGCUGCAUACAAGGGCAGGACGAAACGGGACACCAGUGUGCAACGCAGACUCAAGAAUCCAUCCCUGGUGCUGGGCCAUCCUGGGGGAAUGGGAGGAGCCCUUUCGGAGGACAAUAAACUCUGGAAUGAGGGUGUGGGCUGCUGCUCCUCGCUCCCCCCCUCAUUCCACAUGCAUGAUGAUACCAUAUCCCUCCAUUUCGCUGGCUUCUUGGGUUUUGGGUUUUUUUUGGUUUGUUUUUUUUUUUUUCCUCUAUUCCCAGAAAUUGUAUUUUGAAGACAACGAAAAGGAGAACGUGUUCUGGGUGUGGCUGCAUGUGAUUUACCCAAUAGCCAAAGUGGGGGGGAGCCGAAGGGGAAAAACAGAGAGUCUGCUGCUGAAGGGAGUGGAAGCUGAGGGCUGCAGGAUGAAGACUUCUGGAACCUGUAUACUGUUUUGUGUCUUAACGCUCUUCUUGUCCCCAGCUGACUGGUUUCCAUGGAUGGUCAAUGGGCAAGAACUGGAAAGUGCAACUGGUGGAGUUACCCCUGACAGCAGCUCUGGUGCAGCUGCUACACCACCUGUGCUUCUUCCUCCUGGUGAGUUUAUUCUCAGUUUGCAGCCACUUCAGUCUGACAGUGAAACCACAACGUCUUCAUCAGACUGCCGUGAGGAAAAGUUCCCUUGCACGCGCCUCUACUCUGUUCACAAGCCAGUAAAGCAGUGUAUCAGCUACCUCUGUGUCACAAGUGUGCGUCGUAUGUACGUAAUAAACAAGGAGGUGUGCACUCGCAUUGUCUGCAAGGAGAACGAGGUCAUGCAAGAUGAGAUCUGUCGCCAGCUGGCUGGCCUUCCUCCUCGACGUCUCCGCCGCUCCGGGCAGCCCCUGCCUCUCCCUUGCAGACAACUCCUGGAGCAGCAGCGCAGGCCUGGUGCUCUGUGAGCUACCAACAUAGGAGAGGAAAAGGAAGAGAGAGAAGAGAAGUCAUCAUCCACUACCUACAGUCCAAGACAAGUGCUUCUUGUUUGCUAUUCCCCCAUUAUUUCCUUGCUUCUAUGCCACCUUUUACAUCUUCUUCUUCAGGUGCUGCAGGGCACAGAGUACCCUCUCUACCAAUCUGUCAUGGUAGCUGUUGUCAUCUUUAUAAUCUGUUACUGAGGAUAGGGGACUCUCCCCUCUUUUCUCUCACACUCUGCCUGGCAGGCUGUGAGCUGCUCAUUUCCCAGAGGUCCUUAUAAAUGUGCUGCACCUUCUCUUGCUUUGCCCCUGGAGAGAGCCAGAAAUGGGGACAGGAUGAAGUCCUCCCCAAUGGUACAGAUGCCUUAAGCCGCAUCUCACCUCACCUUCAUGCCCUGGGACUCCUGCCCUAGAUUCCUUGCCUGGCAUCAGCAUGAGCUCAGAUGUGGUUGGUCAGCCUGAGCCUCUCUGAUUCUCCCAAGCCACCAAGUUUGUUGUGUGAUAGCACAUUCUCCUCCUUGUGUCUGCUGGCCUCAGGGAAGUGGUAGAAUUGGGAGAUGAGCUGUCCUGAACCCAAGGCACCCUUUCCUGGGUGGCAACAGGUAAUUUAUAACUACCUCUGGGAAGUUUUUGUCUCAAGCCCAUUGCCUCCCUCACACACAUUUCCUACCAAAAGGAAAAAAGUCUGGAUUUAGUAUGGCAUUAUAUUUUUCUCAGAAAGAUUAUGUUGGAUCAGAGUGCUGCCUCUUCUACUCCUCCUCCUCUCCUCUCCUCUCCUCUCCUCUCCUCUCCUCUCCUCUCCUCUCCUCUCCUCUCCUCUCCUCUCCUCUCCUCUCCUCUCCUCUCCUCUCCUCUCCUCUCCUCUCCUCUCCUCUCCUCUCCUCUCCUCUCCUCUCCUCUCCUCUCCUCUCCUCUCCUCUCCUCUCCUCUCCUCUCCGUUCUUGUUCCUCCCUUCCCACUGAAGACAUCUCUUGAUGCCCAUUCCCGGCAAAUUUCAGGGAGCAGUAAUUACAGCUGCCUCCACUCCUAAGCCCAAGAAAGCCCAUGAAGAACCUGUAUGACCUGACAUUACUGAGAACUUGCAAUGAAUUAUCUUGUCUUGGUGUCUUGGUCUGGCUACCUCCACACUCUCCAGUUGCUGUGCCUGCUUUCAAUCUCCAGUUGAGUUCCUACCUCCUGACCUGGAAGCUCCUGCACAAAGCAGGAAGAAGGUGCAAAUUGGAAUCAGAUGUGGGAGCACAAUCAUUAUCUGGGAUUGCUGUUUACCUGGGACCUGGGAUUUUCCUGCAGAAUCUCUGACUGUGCUGACCUGCACAAAGCCAGGUGCUGAUGGGGAAGGUAAACCUAUCUGCAGGUAUAAGUGCUUGUACAGGCCAGCCUGGGCAGAAGAAUUCACUGUGGCAGUACUGGAUGCCUGGUCUGCUCAAGGACUUUGUUUUCUAGGUAUAUGGAGAACAUUUCCAGGUAUAUGGGCAGUUUUUGUGAUGAGACCAGGUAGGGUAAGUGGGGAAGAGUAGUCUGAAUUGUAUUAAUCACUCCAUGUGACUCUUAGUGGCACAAUUCUGUGGGGCACCAGAGGAUUAGCAAGACCAAGGACCUCUCUGUUAUUCCCAAGUAACUGAAGGCCAGUUUGCUAGAUUUGGCAUUCACUCCCCUCACAUCGUCUGCUGAACCCUUCAGUCUUGCAGGAGCACUGCCCUGUUGCACAGAGCCAGGCUCACAUAGUAUUGGGGACAGUUUGCUGCACAGAGGCAGAUGUCCCAGAAAAAGAGCAGAAGCAAUUAGUGUAGGAACAUCUCACCAGGACCUGCAUUUCUGCUGUAUGCAGCAAGAUGCUGGUCGCAUCCUCUGUGUGGGGGAUAUAACCCUGUGCAGACAGAUUCCAUAUAACGUCAAAAUUAGCCCUAGAUGGGCUAAAUCUCUCUAUAUUUAUCCAGUGUACAGGAGAAAGAAUUCCAAAUCAUGCAAUGACUAGAAUUUUAUCCCACAUACAGGAGCACUGCACUGCUACUCAGAGGAUGAUGCUCCUCUGGAGUACUCCAGGCUCAUGAGACUAGGAAUGAAGGAGGGAUUUCUUUGUACUGAGAGGGUGCACAUUUCUGUGGAGAGGAGGGUACUGAGAGCUUGAUCUCAAAAACAUUCAAGCCACUGGCCACCACUGGCUUCCAUGCCACAGGGAUACCUGUGAAAAUUGCCUGUGUGGAGGAAGGUAGGAUGGAGAUGGAUCUUGGAAAUUGGAACUGGGUCAAGUCUGCUCUCUGUAUUUAGAGGUGAAUAUUCAUCACUAUAGAUACAUAACUGGGUAACAUAGCUACUGUACAACAUAUAGGAAUUUAACUUUCAUACAGGUUGGGAAGUGGUUAGAAACCUUUCUGUUGCUUGCUUUCAGCAGGGACAGGAAGAGGUGCUCCUGUCCAGGAGAACACUGUUUUAAUGCUAAAGUUUAUAUAGUUCAUAUUAAAAAAAAAAUAUUUCCUGUUAUUCUUGGCAACUCUCAUGUGUUUGGGUUUAUUUGUCCCUUGCUGUAUUUCCUCCAGAUUUGUGGGGAGACUUGAUUCCAGAUCAAAUCUAUCAUCUGGAACAUUUUACUCCCUACUAGCCUAGUCCUCUGCUGUCACCCUCCUCUCACUCAUGAAUCACAGGUCUUCCUGGGAACUCUUUUUUUUUUUUUCCUAGAGAAACAUAACAUUUUCUCCAGUACUUUUUACCAUGGAUACCUGUGCUAGAUUUUCCUGACAAUUGUUAGCUGCUGAACACAGAGAUAAAUCCUCCCAGCCCAUGAAAUUUGGGCAGAGGACACAUCUUUUUCUGUGCACAUUCCAUGACUUUAAUUAACAUCUCCAAAUAAAAUGGCAAGAUGACUGAAAUAA
This is a messenger RNA of Passer domesticus (house sparrow), 4195 nucleotides long. RefSeq names its product microfibril associated protein 5 (gene MFAP5). Bases 516 to 1310 code for a protein of 264 amino acids. The transcript is spliced from 9 exons. The record is from RefSeq and is a predicted model, not a curated record. Gene Ontology annotation, biological process: embryonic eye morphogenesis. Gene Ontology annotation, cellular component: microfibril. NCBI's taxonomy places the organism in Eukaryota, Metazoa, Chordata, Aves, Passeriformes, Passeridae.